CAGACCUAUAUGGAAGCAGUGAGUCAGUUACAGUGUGGGCAAAACUGAAUUACAGAACAAAAGGCUAGAGAACUCAAAGUGCAGCUAAGACUGGAAGUGUGCAGUCAUGGAGACGGAACCUAAAAAGAUCAGGGAGGGAUAUUUGGUUAAAAAGGGAACCGUGUUUAACUCCUGGAAGGCAAUGUGGGUUGUGCUGUUUGAUGAUGGGAUUGAAUUCUACAAGAAGAAAACAGACAGCAGUCCCAAAGGAAUGAUCCCGCUGAAAGGGGGGUCCAUCUCUAGUCUAUGCCAAGACUUUGGAAAAAGAAUGUUUGUUAUUAAACUCAGCACAGGAAAGAAACAAGAUCACUUUUUUCAGGCUGCUUUUCUAGAAGAGAGGGAUGCCUGGAUUAAAGACAUCAAGAGAGCAAUCACAUGCCUUGAAGCGGGACACAAAUUUGCAAGAAAAUCAACUCGGAAAUCAAUAAGAUUGUCAGAAACUGUCGAUUUAGGUGCUCUUUAUAUCGCCAUGAAGAACCAAGAAUCUGGAGUGAAAGAACUGAAACUGGAGAAAGACAAACGAGUCUUCAAUUACUGUUUCACAGGAAGCACUGUCAUUGACUGGCUGAUGGCAAACAACAAGACAAGAAAUCGGCAGGAGGGUCUCAUGCUUGCGACUGCUCUUCUGAAUGAAGGUUAUCUGCAGCCUGCUGGAGACAUUUCCAAAAAGACAGUGGAAAGUGUAUCAGAUGUCACACUCCUUGAUCAACAUGAUGCUCUUUAUUACUUUGCAGACAGUGGCUUUUACUGUGAGGGAUACUCAAGCGAUGAAGAUGUCGUUUGGAAAGAAGAGUUCAGAGGGACGGUUGUGAAACAAGGGUGCCUAUUGAAACAGGGACACCGAAGGAAAAACUGGAAAGUGAGAAAAUGUAUUCUAAGAGAUGAUCCUGCCUACAUGCAUUACUAUGAUCCUACCAAGGGCGAGGAUUAUGCUCUUGGUGCUAUCCACUUGCGUGGCUCUGUGGUGACUGCUGUAGAACACGUACAAGAUGCUAAGAAGUACGACAUAGAAGGCAAUCUCUUUGAAAUCAUCACAUCAGAUGAAACUCACUACUUUCUACAAGCAGCUACGCCUACUGAGCGGAAAGAGUGGAUCCAGGCCAUUCAAACAGUGGCCAAGACUGGAAAAUAGUGUAGGCUAUAUCAAAGUACCAAGCUAUGAAAUUUCAUUUUGAGGAUUUGAUUCAAUCAAAUUUACACAGCAUUAAAAUCUCAGAAACGAAAAGAAAAAACAACUCUUUCAUUCCUCUUGCUUUUUCUAUAUCACAACAUUGUGUUAUCUAGCCAUUAAUGGCUCACUUUAUUAAUCCUUAACUAACAAUCCUUUAUAGAGUGAAAUAUUUACUGUAUCCACUUGGGUUUAUUCAAGAUGAUCCCACUGUUGUGAAACUGCAUUUUAUCAUUUAUUGUCCCAAGCAAUUCAUACCUAGGGAACAUGGCAUGUACACAUCAAACUAUAUUUGUUCUCCCAAGAAAGAAAAAUAUCUUGGAUAGACUUGUACCUGGGUAACAUGUAUAGUGAUGAAUGGUACAAGGAUGGAUAGUUUUAACAGAAACAAGGACUGGCCCAGUCUGUGUUUAUUGUUACUUUCAAAAAGAGCUUAACAAUAUGAAUACAGUCACAGACAAAAGUAUUGGCACCCUUAAUAUCACAUAAUUCAAGAAAACAUGUUAAAUACAAACAUUUAGUGAACAUUAGCCACUAAUACACACUGUCUGGUAGUUUAACAAUCAAUCUUUAUGUAAAAAAAACAAAAAAAACAAAAGCAAUUCAGCAAUUUCAAACAUUUGUUCAUGACAAAAGUCUUGGCACGCCUGCUUUAGUAUUUCGUGUGUCCUUUUGCUUUUAUUAUUAUUAUUAUUAUUAUUAUUAUUAUUAUUAUUAGUUUAUUUAGCAGAUGCCUUUAUCCAAGGUGACUUACAGAGACUAGGGUGUGCGAACUAUGCAUCAGCUGCAAAGUCACUUACAAUUACGUCUCACACGAAAGACGGAGCACAAGGAGGUUCAGUGACUUGCUCAGGGUCUUUAUUACGUUUAUGAUCAUUCUUAACCAGUGUGUUACAUCGUGUCAUUGAAAUCUGGGCCUAUUCCGUCUUGCAUAUUUCCUUCAACUCGGAUUGGAUACACGAUGCUUGGCUACAGAUUUUUUCAGAUCAGUCAAAGCAUUUCUAUUGGAUUGAAAUAUUUUAUUAUUAUUAUUAUUAUUUAUUUCUUAGCAGACACCCUUAUCCAGGGCGACUUACAAUUGUUACAACAUAUCACAUUAUACAUUAUUUACACAGUAUACAGAUAUCACAUUAUUUUUACAUACAAUUACCCAUUUAUACAGCUGGGUUUAUCUUGAUUUUAUCUUCCUUUUCUUCAAGAACUCCAGUUGACAGCCAUAUGCUUUGGGUCGUUGUCGUGUUGGAAGAUAAACUGUCUGCCAAUCAGCCUAUGCGCAGGUGGUAUCAUUGUACUUUGAUACGUGCCUUCAUUCAUUCGAUCUUCAAAUCACAUGAAUGUCUCCAGUCCCUGAACUUAUAAAACCCCCAAGGGCUUUCCCUUUUUUCUUUUCUAAACAUACUAUGGUCCAUUUUUGGGGGAAAAGUUAUAUUUUAGAUUAUUUUGUUGAACAAUGCUUCAGAUUCCUGCUCAUAUUGCAUUGCUUAUUUAAAAGUUUUUUCCCCCCCUUUAAAAGUGGUUUGCAGUGACGUCUAUGUGCAUACAACUCUUCUGCGUUCUCUGUCCUUUGUACAAUUCUUUCAUGCACUAUUAUGCCCGAUGCUUCUCAAUCUUUAUUUAAGUCUUUGGCUUUUGAUCUUGGCUUUUUUUCAGCUGCUCGGAUGAUUCUCCUACCUGCUAAGUAAGUUUCUUUGGGAGACUAUUUCUUUCAAGCAUUUUAGUAUUUAUGUUGGAAGUCUUUUGACGUUAUAAUGCAGCUUACUGUGUAAUGGUUUUCAAUCAAUUAAUCUUUUUAAAUUAGUUAUAUUACAUUUCUACAUACUUUUAAUGUAAAGGUGCCAAUACUUUUGUCAUGAACAAAUGUUUGAAAUUGCUGAAGAGCUUUUUUUUUAUUUUUUUUUUAUAAAGAUUCUUUGUUAAACUACCAGAAAUUGUGUAUUUUGGUCUUUAGCAUAUUAAUUCAUGGCUAAUGUUCACUAAAUACUUGUUCACUAAAUGCUUGUCGGAUGCCAAUACUUUUGUCUGCGACUGUACAUGCAUUAUUUUAUUUUGUGUUGUAUGCAGACCUCUGUAUUAGUUUGUAAUUGAAAAUAUUUACAUUUUUAACCCAG
Messenger RNA from Acipenser ruthenus (sterlet), 3315 nucleotides. Its product is annotated as pleckstrin-like. Gene Ontology annotation, biological process: actin cytoskeleton organization; intracellular signal transduction. The transcript has 9 exons. The record is from RefSeq and is a predicted model, not a curated record. Gene Ontology annotation, cellular component: plasma membrane. Lineage: Eukaryota; Metazoa; Chordata; Actinopteri; Acipenseriformes; Acipenseridae. The coding region runs from base 107 to 1171 and encodes 354 amino acids.